GUUAAAAAGGCAAAAAAAAAAAAAAAUACUUGUUUCAAUUCCAUCCAUCUAUUGAAAUGGCUCAUCAAGGUCCGCCUUCUCUUUGUUCUACCCUUCAAGCCACCAAAAUGGGAAAGCCUGAGGUUGUCCGCCAAACAGCCACUUUUCACCCAACGGUGUGGGGUGAUCACUUCCUUAACUACUCAGGAGACCAAAAGAAGGUGGAUGCAUGGACGAGAAAGGUUGAAAUGCUUAAGGAAGAAGUGAGAAGGAUGCUUUUCAACACCCAUGGUUCAGUGCAAGAAAUGAAUCUGAUUGAUGAUAUUCAACGGCUGGGAGUGGCGUAUCACUUUGAAAACGAGAUAGACGAGGCAUUACACCGUAUGUAUGGUGAAUAUACGAAAGUUCAAUAUGAUGAUUUGUACGCCGUUGCACUCCGAUUCAGACUGCUAAGGCAAGGAGGGUACAACGUGUCUUCUGAUGUUUUCAGAAAUUUCAAAGAUGAGGAUGGAAACUUCAAAGAAACCCUGAGAAGUGAUGUGAGGGGUAUGUUAAGCUUAUAUGAAGCUGCAUACUUAGGCAUACAAGGAGAAGAUAUAUUGGAUGAAGCCAUUGUUUUCACUAGUGGUCACCUUAAGACCAUCGUGGACCACCUUCAUCCUCCACUUGUUGCAAAGGUACGUCGAGCCCUAGAGCUUCCACUACACAAGCGCAUACCAAGGCUGGAGUCAAGGUACUACAUCUCACUCUAUCAAGAAGAUGAGUCUCACAACGAUGUGUUGCUUGAGCUUGCAAGAUUGGAUUUUAAUUGUCUGCAGUCUCUGCAUCAGAGAGAGUUGAGGGACCUCUCUAGGUGGUGGAAAGAUCUUGGGCUUGCAACCAAGUACCCUUUUGCAAGAGAUAGAUUGGUGGAAACCUACUUUUGGAUUUUGGGAGUGUACUUUGAGCCUCAGUACACCCGUGCAAGAGCCAUAAAAACCAAAAUAAUGAAACUUUUGUCGAUAAUUGAUGACAUUUACGAUGCAUACGCCACGUUCGACGAACUUGAAAUAUUCACUAAUGCAGUCUACAGGUGGGAACUUGAGGCUACAGAAGGGCUUCCAGAUUACAUGAAGGCUUGCUAUCUUGCAAUCCUGAACACAGUAGAUGAAAUAGAGAGCCAGAUGAUGCCGGAGGAAAAAUUCUAUCGUACAAACUACAUAAAAAGAGAAAUGAAGGUGUUCGUCCAGUCCUACAUGGAUGAAGCCAAAUGGGUCAACAGAAAGCACGUGCCUACAUUAGGAGAGCAUCUUCAUGUUUCACUACUCAGUUGCGGCUUCCCAUUACUCACUGGCGUUGCUUAUGUUGGCAUGGGAGAUGUGGCCAGCAAGGAAGUCUUUGAUUGGCUGAAUACCCAUCCAAAGUUCAUUAUGGAUUUAUCUAUUGUAUGCCGACUGUUGGAUGACAUCGCAAGCCAUCAUGUAAGAAUACAUAUGAAUUGAGUAGUA
Messenger RNA from Magnolia sinica, 1466 nucleotides. Its product is annotated as probable terpene synthase 2. The transcript is spliced from 6 exons. The record is from RefSeq and is a predicted model, not a curated record. Bases 57 to 1460 code for a protein of 467 amino acids. Gene Ontology annotation, biological process: diterpenoid biosynthetic process. Gene Ontology annotation, molecular function: magnesium ion binding; terpene synthase activity. NCBI's taxonomy places the organism in Eukaryota, Viridiplantae, Streptophyta, Magnoliopsida, Magnoliales, Magnoliaceae.